Messenger RNA from Podarcis muralis (Common wall lizard), 423 nucleotides. The record is from RefSeq and is a predicted model, not a curated record. Lineage: Eukaryota; Metazoa; Chordata; Lepidosauria; Squamata; Lacertidae.
AACGUUUGGGUAGAACUGAAAUGGCAUGAUUACCGCCUGCAGUGGGAUGCGGCUGAUUACGACAACAUCAAGUGUUUACGAAUCCCCUCCACCAUGGUGUGGCUGCCAGACAUUGUCCUGGAGAACAACAUCGACGGGGUGUUUGAGGUCGCGCUGUACGUCAACGUCCUGGUGUCCCCCGACGGCAGCAUCUCCUGGCUCCCCCCGGCCAUCUACCGCAGUGUCUGCCCCAUUGUGGUCACUUUCUUCCCCUUCGACUGGCAAAACUGCUCCAUGGUGUUCCAGUCACAGACCUACAAUGCCCGUGAAAUCAACCUGCUGUUGACCGUCGAAGAUGGGCAGACAAUAGAAUGGAUCUUUAUUGACCCCGAAGCUUUCACAGACUGGCAGGAGACAUUAUCAGAACUCAAGGGCACAUUCUAG